AUGUCUUUUUUUUUUUUUUUUCCUUUUGCCGCCAAAGUUGUCUUUGAGUGCAUUUACUCACUCACUAACGCCCAUAGAGGGGGCGGUUACACGUGUUAUCACGGAUUGUCCGGGUCCCACGGUCCUGGCCACUUUUCAAUGAAUUCCAUCCACGCGCUGCUCGAGCUUGGGGUGCAGCGAAGGAACGUGGAACGCGAGUUGAGGAAUGCGAAGAGGGAAAACGGCGAGGCAAAGAAGCAGCGGGCGAUGGGUAUUGUGAGCGCCAUUGAGACCAAGCAACAAAUACUACUCAGGUCGUUGGCACAGCGCUUCGUGUACCCCGCAUCGGAGUACCCGCCGACAACUGAACUAGCGGAGUUGUCGGAUGUAUUCACAAAUCUGCUGCGGGAUGUCGUGGAGCAAGGAAAAUUUUUUUUAUUGUACAAUUGUUCCUCAGACGCCUGCGAGGCCCGGCGAUGCACGUGCGCCAAGGAGGGUGCUGGCGAGGUUGGCGACUGCAGCAAAGGACGUCAGCGCGGUGAAGAGAAUUGUCGUCUGUGUUCCACCUCCGGCCGGGGUUUGUUGGACGUUCUUGGCAGAAUUUCGGCGAAGGUGCUGCACGAGAGCCACGCAGGGGCGAAUUCAUGCGUCGACAACAUUCCAUUAAUUGAGCAGUGGGAUGCGGAGCUGCAGGCCGCACUGCACCAUGUGGGGGACGUCGUUAGCCAGGCUCAUACCGAGAUGCUGGUCGUGCUUGACGCUCUGAGCGAUGGCCGGUUUCCGUACCUGACAAGCGGCAGCUCCACGAAGGAGGGCCCGCCGCUGUGGACGGAGAUUGUCCGUCUGUUUGAGGACGCAUUUGAAUCUGUUUUGACGGAUGUAGUACGGCUGCUGCUGUGGUGCAUUCACCAGCAUCUCUUAGGCCGUGGUGGGCUGGCAGCUCGCCCACUGUUUGCGGUCAAGUCUCACUGGUCGUACUCCGCUUCCAGUGUCGUUACGUGCCCGUUGCCGUCGGAGUUGCACGAGCGCCUCAUGCGAAGAUGGAAGAAAGAGCUGAUAUGGAUAGUGGUGCCUGAGUUUCGCCUGAGUCAAAUGACGAAGCGGUCGGUGCCGAUGUUAGGACGCGUCAAGCGACCGAUGCUGCGGACCAUGUUUAUGGAGGAUUCAGCGAAUAAUCGUCUGUGGGAGGCGUUGCACUACGCCACAAGCCAGCGUUGUGACGAAUUGCAAGAAACCGUGAGGGGUUUAACCAACACGUAUUCCUUUUACUUUUCUCACGAGGAGGAGUACUACCCCCAGUUGGGUGCUCAGCGUCUGCGAGAGUUGGUGAAUACAGUGCGGAGUUAUGGCAUGAAUGGCGUGAAGCACGCUGGCGCUGGAGCAUUUGUUGUGCAAACGGAGGUGCUGCAGCAGGUGGCGCUCAGCAAAUUAGAGCCUGCAUUGAAAUCUGCACUGGUGACUACAGUGCCAGCGACGAUGCGUGGCGAUGAGGGGAUAACGGUGUUCCGCUGGAAGGCACUGAUGGACGUAAAAGAUGACGCGUCGCCUGCGGGUUCGCUGAGCAAUCGACUUAACGCCUUUCGUGCGGGGCGGAAGGUACCCAACAAGUACGACAAGGGCCUUGAGCCGUUAGCGCACACGCAACGAUUUUUGGAGGAGCAGCGGGCGGAGGUGAAACGCAUGCGUCAAGGAAGGGGCACGGCAUUGGAGGAGGGAGGCAAAACGCAGGCAGAGACAAAGCAGAGCAAUGGGAACGGCUCUACCGAGGAUAACAAGAGGAGUGCUGCGGUGGCUGCGUCUACAGCUGUUUCUAGGCGGUAUAUAAACAGGUUUGCUUCUUCAUCGAUUUCACCUCCCAUACUCAACAAAUUGGGUAAACAGCCAUUGGCCGCUAACGCCAUGGCCAUAGGGAAGAAAAUGGGCUAUGAGACGACCCCGCCGGUGCGGGUACUUCCAGGUUCCGCCUCAACGACGACACAGAGCACACAUGAAGAGAAAACGCCAACUGGCUCCACAAGCCAUGUAUCCCCCUUGCAUCCACAGAGCGGCAGUGGUAGGAAAGGGGGAUGGAACUUCCCAUCAAGGCACAGUUCUGAGGUACGCCUACCGACUUUGAGGAAUUACACGCCUAGCUCUAGUCAGCAGUUCAUCAGGACUAGGCCGGCAUCCAGAGAAGCCAUUGCACAGAAUGGACGUGAGGAGCAGUCAGCGCCCGUCAUGAGCUGCGUUGACAUUUCCAAGCAGAGUGGUGAGGAACAGAAGAGGCCGGCGUCUAAAGAAGCCAUUGCAGAGAAUGGGCGUCGGGAGCAGCCGACGCCCGUCGUGACCAGCGCUUCCAGCGGCGUUGAGAGGGAUGUCGCAGACGACCCGGUGGCCGCAGAGCCUGACCCACUUACCGCGACUUCUACCCUUAACUCGCCCCCGAAAACAGCUGUCGUAAAUGCCGCUGCUGCAGAGUCGGCAAAAAGACGAAUUUCGAGUCUAAAGAAGGUGUGCCCGUUUCUCCCAGAAGUGCCUUUUUCAGGAAUUUUCCUUGAGGAUCUGAACCUUACUGACCCACGCGUGGAGGCUGCCAUGAACCGUAUGCGAGCCGUGCGUGGCAACGCCUCAGUGACGCGGGACUAUCGCUCGAUUGCAAUGGCGGAAGACUCCCUCUGUGCCGUGGUCGAGUCCAUUGCCGAAGAGAUGUUUAAUGCAACGUCGCGAAUGCUGUCACGCUACCCAUUUCUUGAAAGCCGCGUGAGAGGGGUGCUACUUGGGAAUAUUCCCGAGCUGGAAACGGACGAGGACAUUCAAUCGCUGCUCAUGAUACGCCGCGACGCAGAGAGGGCGCGGAGGUCAACGGCGAGCAUUGACAAGUGCCUGCGGGAACGUGCCGAGGCGUUGAUAAACGACAUUCCGUACGUUGUGGAACCUGAGCGCUACAGUGCACACCCAUUUUUGCUCGCGGCGCCUUCUGCUUCCUCCGCCACUUCUCACCGCUCACGCGAUGAGAAGGCGAAUAGCGAUGGGGAUGACAGCAGAGCGACGCAAAGGGUGGGAUUACAAGUGCCAACACCACUGGGGUCGGACGCCACGAGUGAAGUGGACAAAACGCCACAGGCAGAAACGGUUUUAAGCGAUGGGGAGCCGCACCGCGCCAUGGACGGCAGGGAGGAGCAGCCACGGCAGUCAAAUGGGCAGGAGCAACCGAUGGGGGCGGUGUUAAAGCCGGUGACAACGGGUGGAUCCACGUCGAAACCCCUUGCAGCAGACCCCGGGCAGAAAGUUGUUGAAAACAACGGCGCAUUGUCUUCUGAAAGGCCCUGUGAGAGUCAUUUACCGCAAAGUUCAUCGUUUGCCAGGGCACGGAUGGGAGGUGGCGCUCCGGCAUGCUCUCAGACCGUUGUUCAAGCAACGGAGGAGAAACAAAACUUCUCGAUACCACGAGUCCCUGUCGCGGACACUCCUUUGCCGGCGGGAAGAACAGGCAGGGCGAGUGAACAAGUUCAGUUAUUGUCAUCCAAACCACCUGUUGGGCCGGUUGUAAAUGCGUCACGGGAAAAUUCAGUGCCGCCUUUCUACAGGCAGGGGGGAAAGCCUUUUUCUAUGCCUCUAGAAGAGAAACAGGGAGCGAAUGAGGUCGUGCAGAGAGCACCUCACGGAAUUCCCACAUCCAACAACAUACAGUCGUUGACUGAUUUCCCCAUUGAAAAUCAGAAAAUGACUCCCUGCGGCCCAACAUUUGGUACCGUGAAGCGCUUCCUGGAGUCUGAGCGUCAGGAGCUGGAGAGGCUGGAGUCUAUUCUUGGAGGGGUCCGCCGCGCUGGCAUGGGUUUGAAGGAGGGCAAAGGACUGCCGACAGUGGACGCCGCAAAGCAAAUGCCCUCCGAGGAAGUGGGAAAGCGGAAUUCAGCGGAAGAUAUGCAGCAGGCCGCGGGGAAAUCGCAGACGGGGCUGCCGAAAAAAACCUCCUCGUCGUUUUCAACAACACCGAACGUAUCGGCUGAUGGAAACGGGUCGGUGGGCCUCUCAACGCCGCAACCCGCCGCAAGGCGGGAGUGCGCCCAGUUGGGUUUGUUAUUUGAGCAGCUUCCGUACAUGCGGAGGAGCAACGAAGGAAAUGAGUUAUUGCGUAAACUUAUUGAAGAGCGACGGCGAGUGUCCGAGGCGCAUUACACGCGCGAACGGGAUUUGGCGGCUUUGCAGUCGCGUCAAUUGAAACGAAGUUCGCAAAGCCCACUACCAAUGCACCCCAAUCUCCUUGCAGAAGUUGCUGCGAGAUCCUCGUUGGGGGCAGCCGUGCCAAAUGGCGCCGACGGUGGGCAGGCACGAUUAUUGCCAUCUCUUUCACAAGGGCCGUCUCAUGACAGCUGUGCCACACAACAACAACAACAAGAACAACAGCAGCAUUCGUAUGGCAAUCAGCGGUCGACGUGGGGACGAUACACCAUUGAGCGAAACCCUCCGACAAGCGUGACGGUGCAAAGGCGUCUUUCAAGCGCCCCGGGGCUUUCGCAACAAAGUAACGAGGACCGCAUGCGUUUCCCCACGAUCAGCGUGGGUAUUUCAGCCGACCACAUAUCACAGGCGCCAGAUAAGACCGAAUACGAGAAGUCAUCUAAUAACCACAUAGGAAUGAGCCAUAGGUACAUGUUACUAUGCCGCCAAGCAGGGAUUAAGCCAAACAGUAUGUUGUUGCGAGCCCUCCCUGACACGCAAGGUGUGUCUGUGAGUCGUGUUGACACCUCUGGGAACUACAUCGGUCCCAAGGGCCUUAUGCCCCUUCUGCAGGUGUUACGCGACAACACUGGGUUGAAGUAUCUCAACCUAAGCCACAAUAACUUGGAGAAUGACGAGGUGAUUGAACUGGUUAGUUUCCUUAUGAAUCCUAGCGGCGCGUCGCUGCAGUCCCUAGAUCUUUCCGACAACCCCAUUUCCCUGGCAGGGGGUGCCGCAAUUCUGCGACUUGCUCAGGCGAGACCCUCUUUGCUCUCCGUUCGGUUGAGGGGGACUCUUGUCCCGCAGCCGGUGAUCCACAGCAUCGAGGAAGUUUGUGACUCCAAUCGUGCCAGCGCUUCUUAG
Trypanosoma cruzi is the source of this 5043-nucleotide messenger RNA. RefSeq lists its product as uncharacterized. The transcript has a single exon. Gene Ontology annotation, molecular function: protein binding. Bases 1 to 5043 code for a protein of 1680 amino acids. Lineage: Eukaryota; Euglenozoa; Kinetoplastea; Trypanosomatida; Trypanosomatidae. The record is from RefSeq and is a predicted model, not a curated record.